AAACAGACUUGUUAUCACAGCAAUGCUCCUUCAUUCGAUAAAAAACGUCGAUGAAUAAGGAGGUUUAGUUCUAUAUAAUAGUGUCAUUUCUAUAUGUAUAGAGAAGUCACAGGCACAAGUUAGUAAACCUAUAAAAGUAAUUCAAUAACAAUGUUGGCUUUUAUAUUUAUUUGUAAUAUAACAUUUGCAUUGUGUGAUACUCUUACACCAAAUACAAACCAGAACUUUCUAGAUUAUCUAUACGACGGAAACUAUCAAGACAAAUUCUCUCAUCCACAAUACGACGCUGAUGUUAACACAACCAUCAUAUCUUCAAAACCCAUUGAAAAUUCGACAAUAGACGACGAACAAGCCAAAUUAGUGCGACACGAAUUAACAAAGUACGCCUUAAACCUUUUCAAAGUAGUGGCAAACCGGUCUUUCGUAGCAUCCAAAUUGGAUUUGAAAAGAGAUUUGAAUUACACAGAAGGUAAUGUCAACGAAUUCGUAAUUAAAUGGUAUUUGAAAGAAAUAAACAUGAGUAGAGGUGAUAUAUUUUUUACUAAGGGCAAUAGUUCCGAAGAAGUUCGAGGUAAGGAAUUGAAUAAUUUAAUAAUUGAUCUGUUAAAUAAAAAGUUAACGGGUAAGACGGGUAAAAUACCUGAAGAUGCUCGAUCUCCGAUAGAUGAAACACUAAGGAACUUAGACAAAGAAAACUACGAAGAAAGAAUAAGAAAGAUAGAAGAAGAAAAAACAAACAGAGAGAGAUUAAGAAAGAUAGAAGAAGAGAGGUUAAAUAGGGAAAGAAUUAUGAACUUACAAAAGGAGAAUAUAAAUAAGGAAAUAGAUAAACAAAAGAUAGAUAUUACUAAAUUGAAUACAACUAACUGGGAGUAUCUAAUGCUUAAAAAAAUCAAGGAGAAUUACAAGAAUAAGAAAUAUGACGACCCGUACAUAAGCUUAAGCGAUAUUGACAGACAAUCAAACAUUAACCAAGAUAGACCGACUCCAAACCCUGGGAGGCAGUUCCACAAUCCUGAACAUCCUGGGAUUCCUCCGAAUUAUCCCAAUCCAAAUGAGUACCCUGUACCAGGCCGUCCAGGGUAUUCUCCCGGGCCUGACUACCCAGAGUUGCCUGUUCAUCCAGCCACGAUAUAUCCACCACGCAACCCUGAGGUGCUUGGAGCGUUCCCUAGCCCUGAAGAAAUGGGGAUUCAGCUGAUGCCUGGAGAACCUGGGUAUACUGGCACGGCAGAGAUACCAGGUCCAACUCACGGUAUCAGAUGGACUCCACCUAUACCUCACUUCGGACCCACGGGCGUGACCCCCAGACCGUUACCGGGAGAGUCUCCGCGUCCCACGAGGUCCCUCCCCCCCAGCGUGCAUGGAGACCCUGAUCGACCGUUUGGAAGUCUGUUACAUCAGAACCCUAAACCAGUGACAACAACAAGAGAUCCGUUCUUCGAUGGUCUACUCCAAGAUAUGCAGAGUCAGAAGAACGGGUAUCUCACCACGUUCUUCAUAAAGCUAUUCGAAUAUGUAGCAACAAUGAAGAAGCAAUACGCCAGACUCUUAAUAGUAAGAUUGGAACCAAUUGUAAGUAGACUUCAUGGUCAGCAACAACUAAUUGCAUUCGGUGAACCGUUAACAACUAAACUCCUGCACAACACUCGCCUGAUGAACUCGGCCCCAGCAGACGUUGUUCAGAGUCAUGCAGCAACCGCACACUACGCGUUAACACACAGACGGACAUUCUUAUCGGCCGAAAUAAACGGCAUAAUAGACUACGCGGACACUCUCUAUAACGACAUGGAGGGACAAAAUUUGUUGAAGACAUUAAAGGAAGUUAAGCUGUUCCCAAAUAUAUCAAAGACUAACGUGCAACUGGCAGACGAAAUAUUUGAUGAAACACUCCUCGCUCCGUACAGAAGGAUGACGGGCACUCAUAAGAUACAAGUUCUCUUUGAUUCCAUCAACAAUGCUAUAAUAAGAAGGUUCCCUGGCAUGCGCAGGAUACGGAAAAAUAAUGGAGUCAGUACUACACUGAUGGUUCAAUCUACGUUAUUAAAUAUGUAUAAAAGAGUACCUCGCAAACACGAAAACAAAAUUCAUAAGAAAAAUAACCAUAAAAAAUUAUGGCGCUCCGGAAAUGCUUACACGUGGGUGAUAAUGUGGACCAGCUGUUAG
Manduca sexta (tobacco hornworm) is the source of this 2166-nucleotide messenger RNA. RefSeq lists its product as uncharacterized. The transcript is spliced from 9 exons. The coding region runs from base 151 to 2166 and encodes 671 amino acids. The record is from RefSeq and is a predicted model, not a curated record. NCBI's taxonomy places the organism in Eukaryota, Metazoa, Arthropoda, Insecta, Lepidoptera, Sphingidae.